UUGUGGCCACAGGAGCCUCACGGCUCUUACCCCUGGACCCCCAGACUGCCUAGGGUCCUUCCUCCAAAGCCCAGUCAUCUGAGGCCUGAGCCCCCGGAAAGAGGGAGGUACCCCCAGCCCCGCCUCUUCCCCCUGCCUGCUCUGCUUCCUCUCUCUGUGAGAACACUUUCACUUCCUGCUCCUCCAGGCCUCCCCUCCGAGAACAGAGGCCAGACCAUGGCUCACUGGCCACCUGCAUCCUGAGGAUGGGCCAGCCGAAGGACAAGGCCUCGGCAGGCCCCACCGACCGGGAGAGACUAAUCCCAUCACAGGCGAAUGGAGCAGGUGAGACCCACUUAGGGGUCUUUGGGACCCCAGAGCCAUGCCUUCGACUGCAGAGAACAUGUGGGGUGUGGCAGAUUCCAGAGCUGGAUGCCCAGGGUGCGAAAGCCCUUCUGGAGCUGUGGCCACCAGGGAGUUUCCUGGUCAUAGGACAUGACCACAGCCAGAUCCUGGUGUUGAGGACAGGACCUUCGCCAGGGGAUGUCAACACCUACCGGAUCCAGAAGCUCCCUGGAGGUGUGUCUCUGGAAUCCUCUAAGCUCUGCAUGCCUGACCUGCCCCAUCUCCUGGCCUUCCUAUCAGCUAGCAGGGAUGUUUUACCCAGAACACUGCUCUUGCCCCCUCCCACUCUAGGGCCUGGAGACCAACACACAGAUUCUCUGCAGAUUGGCAGCAUUCAACUCAACACCUCAGGGAGGGUGCUCUUCGUGGUGAACAAGCUCUACCUGGAUACCCACAGAGGGUGGGGGACGAAACAGACCCCCCCAGAGACAACUCCGGAGAUUGCCGAGACACAUGGUCCAGCCCCCAGGCACCCAGCCCCUCACCAGGUCUCCUGGGUGGAAGGCCCACUCAGCCCAGAAGUACAACAUCCUAGGCCACCUCUGGCCAGCCUGAUGGAGAAGGAGGAGGAGGAGGAGGAGGAGGACAAAGAUGAAGAGGAAGGACCUGAGGAUGUGCUCACUCAUCACAUCCGGGCUCUAGCCAGGGCCCGGAGCGGCUAUGUGGCCAGGCAGUUCCGGGGCCUUCGGGCGCGCCUCACCUCCGACACUGCGGGGGCCCACAGGCCUGGGGACCCGGCCACAGAGCUGCUUCAGGAUGUGCGGCAUCUCCUCACUGACCUCCAGGAACACUUAGCAAAGGACCCUGAUGUCAGGGCUGUUUUUGAGAGCAGGGGACCUGGGGUCCCCCAGAAGGACGAGGAUCUAGGUCCCGCGGUGGAGGCAGCCUUGUGCCGGGCGGUGCUGGCGCCGCUGAAGCCAGCCCUGUGGACUCGACUCCGCACGCUUCGCGCCCCAGAGCUGCUGCAACUGCGAAGGCGACAGCUGGCUCUGCGCGCGGAGGCGGGGCGUUCUGGAGCUCAGGGGGCGGGGCGUGAGGGGCGGGGCCCCGCCCCCGCCCUGCGGAGCCGCAUCCACGCGCGCUUGACUCACCUCCACGCUGCUUGCGCCCCACGCCGCAAGGUGUCCCUCCUCCUGGCUGUGUGCAGUGACGUCUACUUGGGCCUGGCUCAGGGCAACAAUCAAGAGCCGCUGGGGGCUGACGCCUUCCUGCCAGCGCUGACGGAGGAACUGAUCUGGAGUCCGGACAUUGGGGAGACGCAGCUGGACGUGGAGUUUCUCAUGGAGCUCUUGGAUCCGGAUGAGUUACGCGGAGAAGCCGGGUACUACCUGACCACGUGGUUUGGGGCGCUGUACCACAUUGCCCACUACCAGCCCGACGAGGGCCGCGCGCCCCAGCAGCUCAGCUCAGAGGCCAGGGCCUCCCUGCGCCAGUGGCACCGAAGGCGGACGCUGCACAGACAGAGCAGCUCUGGAGCCCAGACCAAGCAGCCCUUUGAGGAACCGUGGGAGAUAGAGAGUGUGCGGGAGACCAAUGACGAUUAGGGAUCUCAAAACUUUCUGCUCGCAAACAAGAUUCAGAGGCACCUGAGACAGCACCAACUUUUGACCCCUGUGGUUUAGAGGGCACCAGAAGGAGGGAUGCCCAGGAAAAGGGAAUAGGUCGACCCCUGAGCCUUUGCCUUGGCAGUUCCUGCUUCUUGGAAUGCCCUUCCCGAAUAUCCACACUGCUGCUUCCUUCAGGACUUUAGGCAGAUGUCACCUUCUCCAGAGAGCCUCUCUCCUGACACCCCUUGUCUAAAACUGCAGCUUCUCUGGCUUGACCCUCCCUAUGGUAGACAGAGUAAGGCCCACCCAAGACGUCCACCUCCUAAUCCCCAGAAUCUCUGAAUAUGUUACCUUAAGUGGCAAAAGAGACUUUACGGGUGUGAUUAAAUUAAAUGAAGGAUAUUGGGGGGGUGUUAAAGAUUAUGAGAUGGAGAGAUUAUCCUGGAUUCAGGUGGGUCCAAUGUAAUUCCCAGGGUCCCUAGAAGAGGGAAGCAGGAGAGUCAGAGGAAGAGCUAUGAUGCUGCCAGCAGGAGUUCCCGUUGUGGCUUAUCGACAAUGAACUCGACUAACAUCCAUAAGGGUGCAGGUUCAAUCCCUGGCCCUGCUCAGUGGGUUAAGGAUCCCGCUUUGCCUGCGAUAAAGGUUGUGGAGGUGGCUCAGAUCUGGUGUUGCU
Molecule: messenger RNA, 2604 nt
Organism: Phacochoerus africanus (Common warthog)
Lineage: Eukaryota; Metazoa; Chordata; Mammalia; Artiodactyla; Suidae
Gene: RINL
Product: Ras and Rab interactor like
Exons: 12
Coding region: 246-1928 (560 amino acids)
Biological process (GO): vesicle-mediated transport
Cellular component (GO): cytosol; endocytic vesicle
Molecular function (GO): guanyl-nucleotide exchange factor activity; small GTPase binding
Source: RefSeq, a predicted model, not a curated record